GAUUGUGAAUAAGCAAGAGAUUGAGAGAGAGAGAGAGAGUUUGGAAGAGAAAUGGAGAAGAAAAGCAUACCCAACAACAAAGUGCACUGUCUGGUGUUGCCAUAUCCAGCAGCUGUAGGCCAUAUCAAUCCCAUGCUUCAGUUCUCCAAGCUCUUGCAACAUGAAGGGGUGAGAGUAACACUGGUCACAACCCAUUUCCACUGCAAGAGCAAGCAAGAAUUGCCACCUUACAUUUCACUAGAGGCAAUUUCUGAUGGGUUUGACAGUGGGGGAUUUGAAGAAGCAGGAAAGAGCUUCAAGGCCUAUUUAGAUCGCUUUUGGCAAGAAGGGCCAAGGACUCUUGCAGAGCUUAUUGAGAAGCUUGGUAGAACAGAGUACCCUGUUGAUUGUGUUAUCUAUGAUGCUUUAUUGCCUUGGGCCUUGGAUGUUGCAAAGAGAUUUGGAAUUAUGGGGGUUGCUUUCUUCACUCAAAACCUUUCUGUGAAUAGCAUAUACUACCAUGUCCACUUGGGAAAUCUGCAUGCUCCUCUCACUGAGGAAGAUAUUUUUCUACCAGGGCUUCCCAAACUUCAGCAUCAGGACAUGCCUUCUUUCUUCUUCAUGAAAAUUGCAGAAGAUCCUGUUCUACUUGAGUUAGUAGUGGCUCAGUUUUCUAACAUUGACAAAGCUGAUUGGAUCCUCUGCAAUUCCUUCUACGAGUUGGACAAAGAGGUAACUGAUUGGACGAUGAAGACUUUGCCCAAAUUUAGGACCAUAGGACCUUCCAUCCCAUCCAUGUUCUUAGGAAAGGAAAUUAAAGAUGAUGAAGAUUAUGGUGUUGCAAAGUUCACAAGUGAAGAUUACAUGGCAUGGUUAAAUGAUAGGCCAAAAGGGUCUGUUGUGUACGUUUGUUUUGGAAGUUACGGAGCACUCAAUGAGGAGCAAACAGAGGAAAUAGCUUGUGGUUUGAGAGAAAGUGGAAGUUACUUCUUAUGGGUAGUCAGAGACUCUGAACAGAGUAAGAUCCCAAAAGACUUUGAAAAGAAAUCAGAGAAAGGCUUUGUAGUGACAUGGUGCUCCCAGCUAAAAGUUCUAGCACAUGAGGCUAUUGGGUGCUUUAUAACACAUUGUGGAUGGAACUCUAUAUUGGAAGCUUUGAGCUUAGGAGUUCCAACUAUUGCAAUGCAACGUUGGUCAGACCAAUGCACCAAUGCCAAGCUUAUUGUAGAUGUUUGGAAAACUGGAAUUAGAGCACCACUUGAUGAGAGGGGUAUUGUGAGAAGAGAUGCAUUGAAGCAUUGUAUAUUUGAAAUAAUGGAGAGUGAGAAAGGAAAAGAGAUUAAGAGCAAUGCCAUGGAAUGGAAGAAUUUGGCUGCAGCAGCUGUUAGCAAAGGUGGAAGUUCUCAUAAAUACAUCACAGAAUUUGUGGAUAGCUUGUUUCAUUUAAAGCAAAUUGCCCUGAUUCAUAAUUCACAAAUUAAUUCUAGCUCAACUGAAGUCGUACGGAAAAAAAAUUAAAACUCUUUCCAAAAGAGCUAAACUCACUAAAACGUGGAUGUUCCCAACUUAAAUAAAAUUAUUUUUUGUGGAGUAUAUACCAACGUGGCAGUGGUAGACCCAAAAAAUAAUUUUAAAAAUUAGUAAUUGUUUCUUUUAAAUGAAGUCAUUACUUCCCAUGUCAUUAUUUUGCAGCUUCUUAGAAUAGUGCUAAGAACCUUGUAGAGCAUCUCCAAUGCUAGUUCUUAUUUCUUAGUUCUUAGCAGUACUAUUCAUGUGGGCCCGUACUGCCACAUGUGCUUAAGCAACUCUAUGCACAUUUUGCUCCAA
Messenger RNA from Lotus japonicus, 1806 nucleotides. Its product is annotated as UDP-glycosyltransferase 74G1-like. Lineage: Eukaryota; Viridiplantae; Streptophyta; Magnoliopsida; Fabales; Fabaceae. The transcript is spliced from 2 exons. Gene Ontology annotation, molecular function: UDP-glycosyltransferase activity. The record is from RefSeq and is a predicted model, not a curated record. Bases 52 to 1497 code for a protein of 481 amino acids.